Molecule: messenger RNA, 5351 nt
Organism: Stegostoma tigrinum
Lineage: Eukaryota; Metazoa; Chordata; Chondrichthyes; Orectolobiformes; Stegostomatidae
Gene: adamts12
Product: ADAM metallopeptidase with thrombospondin type 1 motif, 12
Exons: 24
Coding region: 145-5040 (1631 amino acids)
Biological process (GO): extracellular matrix organization; proteolysis
Cellular component (GO): extracellular matrix
Molecular function (GO): metalloendopeptidase activity
Source: RefSeq, a predicted model, not a curated record
CCUUCCCUUCUUUCUGUCCGACCUCUCUGCUAUCUGUUCUCUGUGUUGAGGUGGGGGUGGGUGGUCGAUCCAUGGCCGGGGCCCGUGCAUCGCCCAGCCCGCUUGCAAAACCUCCUUUCAGCCGAUGCAACUUUUAAUCGAACCAUGCCUGUUCUGGGAGGAUGUUUGAUCACGGGCGUCCCUUUUCUCUUCAACGUCUUCAGUUUCCUGGCAGCCAGCCACGGUGGCCGCCAGCUGGACAGUUUGCAGUUUGCAGAUGAGAAACAAGAAAAGUUUAUCAGGAGUUUGCAAAGUUACGAAAUAGUGCACCCCAUCAAAGUGGACGAACGUGGAGCUGUCCUGUCCCCGGACGUCACUUAUUAUGUCAACCACGUUAAAAGGCGAGACCUUAACAACAGAGAGGAGCAUGUUUAUUACCAACUCGUCCACGGAGGGCAAAAGCUGCUUUUCAACUUGACACUCAAUCGCCCCUUCCUUUCGCCAGGCUAUGUCCUAGAGAAAAGAUACGGAAACGUAACUGGUACCAUCGUUCAGAGUCCUACAGGGAACGCCUGUCACUUCAUGGGCAGAGUGGAGCACCCAGAUCUGGGGAGUGGCAGUGCAGCUAUCAGUACCUGCAGAGGACUGCACGGUUUGUUUCGAUUACGCACCGGAGACUAUCUUAUUGAACCUGUCAAUGGCAACUCAAGGCAAAGAGGGAAACAACAACCACACAUUAUUUAUAAGAGAGACGCUAUCCAGCAUUCUCAGAGGAAGUUCACUCCUAUAGGCACACGGGCUUGUGGAAUACGAGAUUCUGAUGAUAAUAUCCUGCAGCCAGAGCAACAAAGAGAGAAGUGGGAAGAGAGUCAUAGAAAAGGACACAGAAUCUCCCAGAGAUCGAUCAGCAAGGAGCGAUGGGUUGAAACUUUAGUAGUUGCCGAUACCAAAAUGAUAGAGUAUCAUGGCAGUGAAAAUGUGCAGUCGUACAUCUUUACCAUUAUAAAUAUGGUUGCGAGCUUGUUCCAUGAUCCAAGUAUUGGCAAUGCUAUCCACAUCGUUUUGGUUCGGCUCAUUUUACUGGAGGAAGAAGAGAAAGAAUUAAAAAUCAUUCAUCACGCUGACCAUACUCUUUCCAGUUUUUGCAAGUGGCAAAGAAAUGUGAACCCUAAAAGCGACUCCACUCCACAUCACCAUGACAUCGCCAUAUUGUUGACUAGGAUGGAUCUCUGCGCUGGAAUGAAUCGCCCCUGUGAGACAUUAGGUCUGUCACAUGUGUCAGGAAUGUGUCAACCACUUCGAAGUUGCAACAUUAAUGAAGAUUCUGGCUUGCCAGUAGCAUUUACCAUCGCACAUGAGAUUGGUCACAGUUUUGGCAUCCAGCAUGAUGGACAGGGUAAUGACUGUGAACCCAUUGAGAAGCAUCACUUUAUCAUGUCUCGGCAAUUACAGUAUGAUCAGUCUCCUCUCAUAUGGUCUCACUGCAGCAAAGAUUACAUCACACGUUUUCUGGAUCGAGGCUGGGGUUUCUGUCUCAAUGAUCCACCAACUCAACAGGAAUUAGUGGUUCCCACCAUUGCUCCAGGUGUGCUAUAUGAUGUCCAUCAUCAAUGUCAGUUCCAGUAUGGAUCCAACUCAACAUUCUGUGAGGAGAUGGAUAACGUUUGCCAGACUCUUUGGUGCUCUGUGAAUGGUUCGUGCCGCUCUAAGCUGGAUGCUGCAGCUGAUGGGACUACUUGUGGGGAGAAGAAGUGGUGUUUUAAUGGUGAGUGUGUGACAGUCGGAAACCGUCCAGAAGCUGUGAAUGGAGAGUGGAGCACAUGGGGUUCCUGGUCACAUUGCACACGUACAUGUGGAGCAGGAGUUCAAGCAGCAGAGAGGCAUUGUAGCAAUCCAGUUCCAAAAUUUGGUGGGAAAUACUGUACUGGAAAACGCAAACGCUAUCGUAUUUGUAAUGCCAAACCAUGCCUGCAGGAGACACCUACAUUCCGUCAGAUGCAAUGCAGCGAAUUCAACACGGUUCUUUACAAAAAUGAACUUUAUUCGUGGGUUCCGGUCCAUCGUGUUGCUAAUCCCUGUGAACUGCACUGCCGGCCUGUUGGUGAACUGUUCUCUGAGAAGAUGCUUGAUGCAGUGAUUGAUGGAACAUCAUGCACUGAGGCUGCAAACAGCAGGGAUGUCUGCAUCAAUGGCAUAUGUAAGACUGUAGGCUGUGAUUACGAAAUAGAAUCCAAUGCAGUUGAAGAUCGAUGUGGGGUAUGUCAUGGGAAUGGCUCUUCCUGUCAGACUGUAAAGAAGACAUUUGAAGAGAGUGAAGGAUUAGGCUAUGUGGACGUGGGCCUGAUUCCUGAAGGAGCUCGAGAUAUUCGGGUGGAGGAGAUUGCUGAAGCAGGGAAUUUCUUGGCUUUGCGAAGUGAAGAUCCAGAGAAAUAUUUCCUCAAUGGUGGUUUUAUUAUCCAGUGGAAUGGAGAUUACAAAGCAGCAGGAACAACAUUUAAGUAUGAAAGAAAUGGGAAUCUGGAAAAUCUAACAGCUCCAGGACCCACAAAAGAACCUGUCUGGAUUCAGCUACUGUUCCAAGAAAAGAACCCUGGAGUUCGAUAUGAGUAUACUAUCAAGAAGGACACAGAAGAAGAGAACACAAUAGGACAACCAAAAUUCUUCUGGAAAUUUGGAGCUUGGACUGAUUGCAGUGCUCCAUGUGGAACAGGAGUUCAGCGCCAGAUUGUUCGAUGUGUGGAAAAAACACCCAGAGUUGUGGAAGACAGAUUCUGUGAUGCAAGGACUCGCCCUGAUGACCGGCAACGGAAAUGCAAUGAACAGGAUUGUCCUGCCAGGUGGUGGGCUGGUGAAUGGCAGAAAUGCUCAACAACAUGCGGUGACUCAGGUAUUAAGAAACGUACAGUUCUCUGUGUUCGAACAGUGGGGACAGAUGAGCAGGCACUUCCCAGUUCAGAGUGCAAUCAACGUCUCAAGCCAAGGACUCAAAUGACUUGCAAAAGAGAUAUUCCAUGUCCGUCAAACUGGACUGUGAGCAAUUGGAGUGAAUGCUCAGUUACAUGUGGAGGUGGAUUCCGCACACGGAAUGUGACAUGCACUUGGGAUAAUAAAGACCUGUGUAUUAUUUCCAAAAAGCCAAGUGUGAAAAGUUUGUGCGGCUUACGGAACUGCCCCAACAACAAGAAACUUCUGUUCCCUCCAAGAAAGCCGAAAGAUGGUAACAUUUUUACAAAAGAUCUCCCUGGUAAGCCGAGGCCUAAAUAUGGCCCUAAUCACUCAGGUUCAAAAGUUCAAUCUAAACCCAAACGAGUGCCUGUGACCACUGAGCAACCUCUUCCUGCCAACAUCACAGUGCCAACAGCUGCUGGCAGAAGCCCUGUGACAACUAUGGCUACUACGACAAACAAACAAUUGCACAAGCAAGAGAAGCCUUCCCCAAAACAGCAGAACCACAAUACAUCACAUUAUGGACAUUAUGAUGACAACUUUAUUUCUAUUCACCAAAAUCUGACCAAUGAGGCGGAAACCACCAAGAGGAAGAUUGUCCUUGAAGCUGGAAACAUUACACCUACAAUACAAAGUAUUAAUGAGACUCACGAUAUUGCUGGUGAAACUGACAGUAACUCAAACCUUGACCUCAUUACCACAGAAGAGGGUGAGAAACAUUUUCCAUUUACAGAAGCACCUCAGGCUGGUAUCAUAACAAAUGAGUACAAUGAUGAAGCCUUAAAGCCGAAUAUAGUCCCAAUGGAUGCUGGGGAAUCAAUGUUGUCCGCUAGUCCACAGACAACACUUGUGACUACAGUAAAGCCUGGUAGUAUGCAAAUAAUCAAGCCGCGUGUAAAUGUAUCAUCUCCAGGCUUUCCAAGGUUAAAAAUAGAUCCAAAAUUCAAAGCAACAAUGGAACGGCUAAGAAUGAAACUUUUCAGAAUGCUGAAUCCACAGCAGUUUUCUAACACUACUGACAUUCUAGCACAUGGUCCAAAUCUUAAUGAUGAAAACAGUACAAACCUGCAGCAUAAUCUUGAGCUUACAACUUCAAAUGGAAUUUGUACAACAGAUUCAAAAUGGAUAAAAUUCAAAGGAGCCAUUGUCAGCAAAUUGACAGCUUCUGAAACACAAUCUCCCACACAAUUACCUUUGAAGAAAAUUACUACCACAAAUAGACCAAAUAAUUUCUCCAAUGUGACUGCAGACUCUGAUGAUUUUGUACCUGAAGUUAGCUUGGAUGACGUGUAUUGGAAGGUUGGAAAUUGGAGUGAGUGUUCUACAACAUGUGGAAUUGGUGCAAUGUGGAGACAAAUAGAAUGUAGUGCUGACGAAGACUCACACUGUGAAAAGAUUAAAAAGCCAGCUCCUGCUCGGAGAUGUUUUGUACGCCCUUGUGCUGUUUGGAAAAUCGGAAACUGGAGCAACUGCUCAGAAAACUGUGGAGGUGGUGUUAAAAUCCGUGACAUACACUGUAUAGAUAGCCAUGACAAAAGGCCACUGAGACCUUUCCACUGCCAGCUGCUCGGAACCAAACCAACCACAAGCCUUCGCUGCAAUCCAAGGGCCUGUGCUGACUGGCAAGUUUCUGCUUGGAGUGAGUGUUCAAGGACGUGUGGUGUUGGGAUUCAAGAAAGACUAGCACAGUGUGUGGGAGAAGGACGGUGCAAUUUGAAGGCUCAGCCUCAUACUGUUAUGCCCUGCAAUACUCCGCCAUGUAUUCAAUGGAUAGCUGGAACCUGGAGUGAGUGCUCUGUAUCCUGCGGAGGAGGUUUACAACAGCGGGUGGUAAAAUGCAUGAACUUGAAAACUAAUAAAACAGAGGAAGACAGAAGCAUUUGUGAAGUUAAGCCAUCCCCAAAUAAGAUACGGAGGUGCAACAUUCAGAAGUGUAUGAGCAAAAAUGAUAACUUCUGCAUCAGGGACAGAAUGUCAAAAAAAUUUUGCCUCACCUUGAAGAAAUUGGGUCGAUGUUCAAUGGCAACAAUUAGGAUCCAAUGUUGUUACACUUGCCUGACAAUGAGAAGAGCAGUACAGCAAAGUUUGAGCAAAGGAACCACCUCAGAUUCAUGAAACAGAUUGGAAUUUGUGUUUGUGCUUUGACAAACUGAAACUGCAUCCCUUUAAGUAAGCUUUUCAAUGAGUCUGCUUCCUUCAGUGAGGUGCUGUUUAAACCUAUAUUGAUCAAUGCAGCAAGUCAUUGCUUGUUUGGCAAAGGAAAUAGUUACUCAUACAGGCAGAGUUGCCAAGUCUCUUCGGAUAAAUGGACUGAAUGCACAUUAGUUUUCCGAUUUAUUCAGUUGUUUGGUCUUUGCAAGCUUAGCUUUCAUUAAACAAAACUACACUUUUUUUUAGUGAUAAUGGGAACUGCAGAUGCUGGAGAA